GUGCGGGGGUAGGAGUGAGAUCGCUGAUUGGUCAGUCGCUGACCUCACGUUUUAGCGCCAAUUUCGAGGACAACCGUCAGCCGGGCAAGAUGUUCGUCAGUGAUUUGCGGAAAGAGUUUUACGAGGUGAUCGCCACCCAGGUAAGUCGGGACCGGGUCCGGCUGAGGGGCUGUGACACCAUUACUGCGACAUAACCGGGGGUGUUACCAGCGCUGGGUCACCGUGUGGGAGUAACUGAGUACACCAUGGGCAGUGACACGGCACUGAGUACCCCAUCCAUGGACAGUGACACGGCACUGAGUACCCCAUCCAUGGACAGUGACACAGCACUGAGUACCCCAUCCAUGGACAGUGACACAGCACUGAGUACCCCAUCCAUGGGCAGUGACACGGCACUGAGUACCCCAUCCAUGGACAGUGGCACAGCACUCCGUACACCAUCCAUGGACACUGAGUACACCAUGGGCAGUAACACGGCACUGAGUACCCCAUCCAUGGACAGUAACACGGCACUGAGUACCCCAUCCAUGGACAGUAACACGGCACUAAUGUGAAAACCAUCUAUUUAUCUGCAUGGAGAGUGCUGCUUUGUUUAUAGUGGGGCUCACAGUCCUUCGUUCAUUCACCCCAGUAAACACUAUUUCCAUGUUUACUUGGAAAAGUAUUGUGACAGAGAUACCAGAAUCUAUACAAAUCUGUAUUGCUAACACUAUAUACUGCCACCCACACCAUCACCGGGACACGUCAUGGGUGAAAAACCCUUUAUUAACUUACCUGAUUUCAGUCUCGUUUCAUCGCUCUGCCUCCCUCCUCCGACAUCAUCGGGAGGAGGGACCACGACUAAUGUGCCCGCCAUGCAUGCGCAUUAGGUGCUCCCCGUAUGAAAGCUUUGCCUUAAAGCAGGGGUUCCCAAUAAAUUUUUCCUGUGGAACCCUUUGACGGUUUAUCAACAUCAUGGAACCCCCCCUCUCCGGUAAAAAAAUAAAGAAUAAUUUGCGCAGUUUUUUGUAUGUGCUCAUAGUGACACACUGUGUGUGUGUAUCUGUGUUUGUAUGUGCCGUGUAUGAAUCUGACACAGAAACAGUGUGUAUCUGUCAGUGUGUGUAUAUCUGUGUUUGUGUUUAUAUGUGCCAGUGUGUGUAUCUAUGUUUCAGUGUGUGGGGCUGCUGGGCGUGCAGUCCCUGUCAUCCAGUGGAGUGGCUGGACAUGCGGUCCCUGGGGUCCAGUGGGGCUGCUGAGCGGCUGGGCAUGUGGUCCCUGGGGUCCAGUAGGGCUGGCGUGCGGGCGGCAAGGGAGCAGUGAUCUUCCUCCUCAGCUCCCUCGCACGCCUCUUCGUGAUGCUGGAGUGACAUUGUAUUCAGACUCCGGCAUCACUGCUGUUCGCGCGAGGGAGCUGAGCAUUGAAGAGUGCUCUCUUGCCGCUCCCUCGGCCAUUUUGUUUCCCGAAAUCUUGGCGGAACCCUAUUUGUGUUCUUGCGGAACACCAGUUGGGAAAUGCUGCCUUUUUAAAGGAUUCUAUAGUGCCAGGAAAACAAGUCAGUUUUCCUGGUACUAUAGGCUCUUGCAGUGCGCCUCCUCCCGCGUGGCUCAAGGUGUUAAAACCAGGAAGUCCCUCUAGUGACUGUCUGGUAGGCAGCCAUUAGAGGUGGUUAACUCUGUGGUAAUUUAUUGCAGUUUCUCAGAAGCUGCAAUAAUUUCCGCUGUUUGGUUAAAGGACACGGGGCAUUGCACCCAGACCACUUUAACGAGCUAAAGUGGUCUGAGUGCCUACAGUGUCCCCUUAAUGAGAUGAAGUGUUUCAAUGUCUACAGGGUCCCUUUAAAACAACAACAGAAAACACUUUGUUGCAGUGAAGUAGCUCUCCUUGAUGCAGUGGAGAGAUGCCUGUGCACUCCAGCACCUAACGGAGACAUUCCGUAUGUGUCCACACACUGCGUCUUCUCCAGCUGUGCUGUGUGCAUAUAAGAGAGAAUUUUAAAAUAACUUUUGUUUAGAAUUUAUAUCCUAGCCUGUCCCCGGUAGAUCUGGGCCGGUGCUGUGAUUGCCAGCUUUCAGGCACCUCUUUCUAUAUACUGUAUUUGCUUGAUUAUAAGAAGGGUUUGUUUUUUGUUUUGUUUUUUUCAGGAAAAAAAAGUGUGAAAAAACAAUGUGUCGGUGUGUAUGUUAGGUGACCUGCCCUCCUCCAAUCACAUAGGAAAGGUUUUCACUCACCUUUUUUCCCACGCCGUGCUGGCGAUCAAUCUUGUCAAUCUCAGCCAAUUCAAUAGGAAGCAUCUGUGUGUAUUGGAGUGUCAAGGUGUGUGUAUGGUAUACUCUUUGCAGAUAAUAGUGUUGUUUUUUUGCCAUAAAACAUUGUUUAAUCAUUAAAACAGUGGAUUUGAUUCCCCCACCCUUCAUAUUUAUGCCUUUCUUUUCUUUUUCAAUAAGAUCCAAAAUUAUGGGGGAUUGUCCUAUAAUCGAGCAAAUAGAGUAAUUGUCUGGGAACCAGGCUCAUUCAGAAUUACACUAAGUGUAUUUCUGAAAACGGUCAGUAGUUGUUGGCAAAAUAACACUAUUUACUGUAUUAAAUACAGUAAAACACAUUUCUAAUAUCAGAAUAGACCAGGGCUUGACAAAUUUGUUGGGAAUCUAGGAGACAGCUAAAAAAAGUUGUCAGAGAAAAGGCAGUGUUUAGAAACACCUCUACUCCAAGUCACUCACAUGACCACUACAGGUGCAGCACCUACAUUCAUUUUGACAGCCACUAGAGGAGGACUUAACCCUGCAAGGUAAUUAUUGCAGUUUAUAAAACAGCAAUAAUUACACUUGCAGGGUGACAGGAGUUGGCACCUAGAACAAUUCAGUGUGCUAAAGUGGUCUGGGUGCCUAGAGUGUUACUUUAAUGCUGUGGGGGAUGUCUAGAUUCUACAUAAUGAUAUUUUUGUGUAGCACCAUUUACACAUUAUAAUCUUCAAAUAUGAAAUUCAGAAAAUGUUUAGCUUUAAUAAUAAAUUAUUAGGACAUCAGAAGAAAGCCAUAUCUAUCCUUUAAAAAUGGAUACUAAAUGUUGGUGCACUUAAUGAAAAAGCAAAAACUUACUUUUGAACAAACCCAUUGCAAAACCGCAUCAAUCACAAAACACGUGUUAAAACCUUGUACACUAAGUAGUUAAGAAUAUUUUCUUUACAGUGAAUUGUGUUAGAACAUCAAUGUGGAUAUUCAAAUUGUGCCUCAAACAAGGAGACAAUUUUUUGCACAAAUAUACUUGCAUGAAUUAUCAGUUAUGCAAUUUUUCUUCUUCUUCCAGCGUGUCCUUCUCAUUGUUGCCCCAGAUGUUGACGCUCUGUGUGCUUGUAAAAUUCUUCAGGUAAUGUUUGGUUUACAUUGUGUCUUACUCUAGUAUUUCAUGUUAAUGGUAUCAUUCUACCUGAUUUGUGCUCGCUUUUUUUUUUUUCUUCAUAUGAAUAUAUGGUGAUGUGCAUUAGACUAAUUACUGAGGAAAACCUCUCUAUUUAAAUGUCUCACAGGCUCUGUUUCAAUGUGAUCAUGUGCAGUACACAUUGGUACCUGUAUCUGGCUGGCAAGAACUUGAAACUAUAUUCCUUGAGCAUAAAGAACAGGUGAGCAUUUAAGACCAUGGGACAUUUAACAUUGUCAGAACAGACUUUAUACAGUGAGUACUUUAAUGUUAAAGCUGCUCUUUCAUCUUUGAGGGCUUUUGCAUAUUUUGCAAAGACCCCUGAAGAUGACAUCCAUACUAUGCGGUGGCUAGAGAGUAAAGCUGGAGGAAAAUAUAUUUACCUGAAGCUCUUGCUGAUGAGGGGCCACAAUCUUUCUUCUUCACCUCCUAGUGCUUCUUCCACCAGGAGCCGUGCUCACUACUGUACUCUUGCACAUGCACAAGAGUAUGGCACAGAAGAUACCUCGGGAUCUUCCGUAGACUAAAUUGUGCAAAGAGAUGCCUCUUUCCCACAGCCAUUACUUAAGACAGCUGUGAUAAAACUUGACGGAAAGGUCGGCCCUUUAUCAAGUUUUGCCAGUUUUAGGCUUCUACUCAAAACAAAAUAGUACUACUUGAUGACUAGAUAAUAACUUUUGAUUUGUUGUAAUUUCAAUAAAAUUCCAAUGCAGUCAAUAUGAGUAUUUGAUAAAGAUGUAACCUCUAUGAAAUCCUAAAAUAAUGAUAUUGCUGUGACAAAACCACUUUGAGUGCAACUUGGUAGCAUAUACUAGUUAAAGGGACACUCCAUUGCCCAAAAACAAUUUAAAUAAAAUCACUGUUGAGUAGAUAUACCCCAAAUGAGACAUUUAAUCAGGUUAAUUUAAAAACAUGUCAAUUUCUAUUGAAAUCUGCACUUUUUGCAAAUUAAAACCUAGGACACAGUCUUCACACACAACACAUUCCAGCAGGCUAAAGUGCUUUAGGGAUCUGGAGUGUCCCUUUAAUGGAAUAGAUAUAGUUGCCUAUACAUUUGUAUUCCUUCUUUGCCUUAAUAUGUCUUUAUACUUUUAAUCCCCAAGCUGUCUUGAUGGUAGACCCAACUUCUUAAGAUUGGCCUGGAGUCUUUUCAGCUUAUUAUGAAUGUAGUAUGGCUAAUCAAUUUUUUUUUAAUUUUUUACAGUUCCGUUUAUUUGUUCUUAUAAAUUGUGGUGCAAAUGUUGAUCUUCUCGAAACGUUACAGCCACAGGAAGAGACCAUCUUCUAUAUCUGUGAUACUCACAGACCAAUAGAUGUGGUGAAUGUCUACAAUGAUAGCCAGGUACAGUACAUAUUUUAGAGAGGGAAAAAGGUUAAUUAUCUUAGCAUUAAAAUUUAUUAAUGAAUAACAUGACCCUAUUUCUGUUUUAAGAUAAAGCUGCUGAUUAAGCAAGAUGAUGAUCUUGAGAUCCCAAAUUACGAUGACAUAUUCCGUGAUGAUGAAGAUGAGGAUGGAGAGGAUUCUGGAAAUGACAGUGAUGGCUCUGAGCCAUCUGGAAAAAGAAGACGUUUUGAUGAGGUUAAUAAUUUAAGUUAGAUCUAUAUGUGUGAUUGUAAAUUGCCAAGUACACUGAUAUACUGUAUUGAUGCGAGCGUCGAUGAUGCAUAGCAUUAGAAUCCCAGAAGUAGCACGAUGCUGACAAAGACCAUUGAACUUGACUCUACCUUUUGUCAACCUGCAGGUUAUACAUAUGAAAAUGUAGUCCCUUUAAACAAAAGCAUGAUUUAAAGAACAAAAAAAAUAGUCCAGGGAGGAUUUUAGACACAGAAAAAAUGACAUAUCUGCUUUAAGUUAUGUGAUGGCAGCUCCCUGUAACUCAACCGGUUACCUCCGUCAAAUGGACUGCUUCCUAGGUGCACUGGGUAGGGGAACUAGCUCUGCUUGCUCCCAGGCACUGGACAGCCCUCAGUCCUGGGAGUUACAGUCCUUACAAGGAUUUUCCCCACUGCAUCCUCCACCAGCUGCGACAAUCUGGCACAGGCCCUUUCUUCUCCCCCAAUAAUUGGACAAGACAGAGUUCUGGAGGUACAAACACUGACAUUCUUUAUUGAAAAACACAGCUUUUAUGCACAGCCUACCACAGGGGGUCUUCAUUCAGUUCAGUACACUUUCAUUAGUCCCAGACAGGAGGGUGCUUGGUUACAGAUGGCCAUCUCACACCCUGGGAGAUACCAACAGCCCAUAAAGUUACACACAUUAAAACAUUUCACAUACAAGGGGGGAAACUUAGGUGCUCCGCGCCCUGGGAAGGGAAGGGGUCACACAUAUAAAAUAUGUCUCUCUAGCUAGCCCCGGGUCCCAGCUGGGAUCCAUGCAAAUAGCGGGGCUAUCUGAUGUACAGAGCCCAAGAAACCAUCGUGCAAAGUCUGGGCUCGAGGCUCUGUACAUUCCCGAAAGUAGUUCCAACUUUGCGCCUAAACCAAGCAACAACCAAUCAGCUGAAAUGCGGAAACCAAUUUGCGUCAAUUGGUGCUCAGGAAGGAGAGGGGUUUUGCCGCCCAAUCAGGAGAAUGGGCCUGAAACCCCGUUUAAAAGGGCGUUUCCUCUCUGAUCGGUCGCCUGCGACCAAUCAGCGCUCCCUCGUGCUGACCCAUCAGGAGAGUGGCGCAAACCCAGUUUGAAUAGGCACUCUUUCUCCUAUUGGUCGGCACGGACUUCCAGGCGGCCAGCGGAACCUCUGCGGCUAUGACGCCGACUCACAGCCACGAGCCUGGUCUCACAACUCCCAGGUAGGUGGAAAAGUAACUAUAGCUCUAUAUGCAUCCCCUGGUUGGUGUUUGGCUAUACGAACCGGGGGUCACCGAUCGGAGCAUUCAUUAAUGAUUUUCCUUGCGGUUUUAGAAUGUUCUAAUGAGCAAUCUAAAUGAGAAAUCAGGGUUGUCCCCGUUCGGGAGACUAAAAGGUUUCAUUCGUAUGAGCUCAAACGGGGAACAGGCAAAAUAAACGGAAUGCAUACAAAUACAUGGGAAAACACAGAAUGCAAGGGGAAAACACACAAAUAAGCAGUGGGCAUGGUACUUGGUGACAGAGGUCCGUCACAAGCUAGUUUAAGCUUAUUGUUUCUUUUCAUUUCACCCUCCCUUUCCCCUCCUCCAGUUUUGGUGCAAGCAUUAUAAAGGUUCUGCUCACAAGGGGGAGUCCCAGGGUAGGUAUUGACCGAUUAUCGUUCUGGCUGAUAUUCUGUAUUUUCAGCAAUAUCGGUAUCGGCAAGUAGAGUUAACGAAGUUGCCGAUAAUACAUACCAGGACCACCGAGCACAAGACAAGCCCGGCAGUCCUGGGGGGCCCGCAGCAAGCUCUUAGCUUUCCAGCAGCUCCCCUGUGUAAAUCUCGUGAGUCCCCCUAGGACCCCCAGUUUUACACUAAUUACAUACCUACAGAAGCACACACACACACACACUCUGCAUUAUAUACAUUCACUACACAAACACACUCUACAUUCAUUGUAUACAAACACACACACACACACACACAGCAUUCAUUUUAUAUAUAUAUAUAUAUACACACACUACACAAACACACUGCAUUCAUUAUAUACACACACACGCACUGCAUUCAUUUUAUUUAUACACACUGCAUUCAUUAUAUACAGUCAGGUCCAUAAAUAUUGGGACAUCGACACAAUUUUAAUCUUUUUGGUUCUAUACACCAACACAAUGGGUUUGAAAGGAAACAAACAAUAUGUGCUUUAACUGCAGACUUUCAGCUUUAAUUUUAUGGUGUUUACAUCCAAAUCAGGUGAACAGUGUAGGAAUUACAACAGUUUGUAUAUGUGCCUCCCACUUUUUUAAGGGACCAAAAGUAAUGGAACAGAUUAACAGUCAUAAAUCAAACUUUCACUUUUUAAUACAUGGUUGCAAAUCCUUUGCAGUCAAUUACAGCCUGAAGUCUGGAACGCAUAGACAUCACCAGACGCUGGGUUUCAUACUUGGUGAUGCUCUGCCAGGUAGGGAUCGACAGAUAUUGAUUUUUUUAGGGCCGGUACCGAUACCGUUAUUCUGUGAACUUUCAGGCCGAUAACUUACCGAUAUUCUCUACAUUUACCAUUUUGAAAAAAAAAAACUAUUUCUAAAGGUAAAUGCACAAAAUAUACAUGCCAUGUGUAGUGGAUGUAGUGUGUUUAGGCAUUGGAGCUGUGUGUGUAGUGGAUGCAGUUUGUGUAGUGUGUAUUUAAUGAAUGCAGAGUGUUUGUGUAGUGUGCAUAAAGUGAAUGCUGUGGGUGCGUAAAGUGAAUGCUGUAUAUACUAAAUGCAAACUGUGUAUUUGUAUAGUGUGUGUAUAUACUGCAGUGUUUGUGUAGUGUGCAUUAUAUAAACACACUGAACAAACACUGCAUUAUAUACACACUACACAAACACACACACUGCAUUAUAUACACAGUGUGUUUUGUGUAGUGUAUGUGUAUUUAAUGGAGUGUGUAUGUAUGUAAUUGAGGGGGCAUUUUUUAUUAAAACUUUUUUUAAAACAAUUUUUUUUUUUAAUAUUUAUUUUUUAGUCCCUGCUUGUUACUUGGCCAGGGAGGAGGGCUAUGACAUUCCCUUGUGGUCCAGUGGCAUGGACUGUGUACUAAGCAGUGGGGGGGUGAGGCCAGCAGCAAGCGUUUCCUUACCUUCCCAGCAGCUCCUCCAGUUCCCCUGUGUAAAUCUCGCGGCCAGCGUGCCUCAUUACAAGCCCGGCGGUCCUUGGGGGCCAGCAGCAAGUGUUUACUUACCUUCCCAGCAGCUCCUCCAGCUCCCCUGUGUAAAUCUCGCGAGACCCGCAAGAUUUACACAGUCCUGUUAUAUAUUAUCAGCAAUAUUGGUGAAUUGAAUUGGCCGCUAACGAUAUUGACGAAAAUACCGAAUAUCGGCCAGACCGAUAAUCGGUCGAUCUCUACUGCAACUGUCUUCAGUUACUGCUUGUUCUUGUGGCAUUUUCUCUUCAGUUUUGUCUUCAUCAAGUGAAAUACAUGCUCAAUCGGAUUCAGGUCAGGUGAUUGACUUGGCCAUUGCAUAACAUUCCACUUCUGUCCCUUUCCCUUGCAUUCUUUCUUUUUAAGGAUGUUCCAAACAGUUGAUUUGGCCACACCUAAUGUUUUUGCUAUCUCUCUGAUGGGUUUGUUUGUUUUUUUCAGCCUAAUGAUUGCUUGCUUCACUGAUAGUGACAGCUCUUUGGAUCUCAUAUUGAGAGUUGACAGCAACAGAUUCCAUAUGGAAAUAGCACACUUGAAAUGAACUCUGGACCUUUUAUCAGCUCCUUGUAAAUGGGAUAAUGAGGGAAUAACACACACCUGGCAAUGGAACAGCUGAGCAGCCAAUUGUCCCAUUACUUUUGGCCAUUUAAAAAGUGGGAGGCACAUAUACAAACUGUUGUAAUUCCUUCACCGUUCACCUGAUUUUGAUGUAAAUACCCUCAAAUUAAAGCUGAAAGUCUGCAGUUAAAGCACAUAUUGUUCAUUUCAUUUAAAAUCCAUUGUGGUGGUGUAUAGAGACAAAAAGAUUAGAAUUGUGUCGAUGUCCCAAUAUUUAUGGACCUGACUGUACACACUCUGCAUUCAUUAUUUACACACUCUGCAUUCAUUAUAUAUACACUACACAAACACACUGCAUUCACUAUACACACGCUACAUUCACUUUAUGCACACACUACAUUCACUAUACACACACUACGCACUCACCACACACUCAAUGCAUUCACUAUACACAUUAUACAAACACACUCUGCAUUCAUUCUAUACACACUAUACAAAUACACACUGCAUCCACUACACAAACACACACAACUCCCCCUGUCUAAACACAUUGCAUCCACUACAUGUGGCAUGUAUAUUUUGUGCAUUUACCUUUAGAAAUGGAAAGUUAUCGGCUAUCGACCUGAAAGUUCACAGAUUAUCGGUACCUGAUCUAAAAAAUAUCAGUAUCGGUCGAUCCCUAAUCCAGGGUUAUGUUCAGUGGCCACAGACUAACUACGCUGUGUGCGAAGUUCAAAGUAAGUGCUGCACAUAGCACUUUAAAUUCCCUCCAAGUAGGAGAAUUACUGACGGUAUAUGAUCAUACAUUGUAUAAGCAUACCAUAAUGCCAAUGUACUCCAUUCUUGGCAGGUUCUAUUAUAGCAAUAUAAUUCCUAAUCUAUUAAGAUUAAAAUAAUUGGUAAAUGUUUCCUCAUGGGACUCUCUGCAGUGCAAUGUUAAAUAGGGCCCUCGAAUUGGGUGCAUGUGACAGAGAGCCCCAGCAGCACUCUUAUAAUGUAUGAAUGUUCGGGUGAAAGAAUUUCCUAAAUAAGUUGAUUAGUAUCAUAAGAGCAGGCAUUAGGUUCAUAGCAUAGGAAUGGGGUACAUUUUUGUGACUUUUUUUAAUAGAACUCCAAGAGGACUGUACUCACCUUAACAUGCAUACAUUAUAAGGGUGCAGCCAGGGCCCUCCCUAUCACAGGUGCCUCAUUUCAUUUUAGGUCCGUGCAGUGUCCCAUUCCCACACAGGGAGUGGGUAACUUUAUUUUAUUUUUAUUUAUUUUUUUCCUUUCAAACCUUGUUGUACUUACAGCACAAAGUGCAUUUCUCAAUGUGUUAUUCUUGUCUAGGGGGCUGUGGAAAGGAGGAUAGAGAAACGUCGAGAGCGCAGAGAAUGGGAGGCACGCAGGUAAUAAGAUUGGCGCAUCCUGUCGUUCUGUCUUUAAAGGUUUGAUCCAACCACACUGAGACCAUAUUCUCUCUUCAGCCCUUUCUGCCUUUGGUGAUGCCAGCCUGUAAGGAAGAUAUGGGGGGUGCUGAUAACAGAUGCCCUACAUGCAACGGUUUAACAUUAGCCAGCCUAGAACUCUCGCUCCAGGAAUGUUCUUGAACUCUGUAUGUGCAAUGUUUACUGAAGCAUUGCACUUAUAGACUCCAUGCACCAUAACUGCAUCACUGUGUCACAUUUUUAUAUAUAUUAUUUUUUUGUUUUUUUGUACUGUGCUGUCUCUUUAAAUAAAAAAGAUUACUUGUUGUAUUUAGCAAUAAUAUAUGGUGUGCAUAAUUUUGUCUAUUCUUAUUUUCAAUAUAGAACAUGUCUAAAUCAUGUUUCUAUUCUGAGGUGAUCAAAAUAGGUUAUUCUGCAUUAGAAUUGACAUGUUUUCUUUAAAGUCUGGGUUGUGUUAUGUAAAAAGUAAUUUCUUUCUCAAGUCUUUCAGUUUAGGAUUUUGUUUGUCUACAUUUUUCUCUAACUAUAAUAUGCUGUUGUUUCCCAACAGGCGAGAGAUUCUGUUUGACUAUGAACAAUAUGAAUAUCAUGGCACAUCUGUAAGUGUGAAGACAGUGUUUUGCUUGGGUUGACUUUCCUGUAACUUGCUGGCUUAUAAAUUAAUAGUUAAAGUUACACUAGUCCCCAAAACAACUUUAGCUUAGUGAAGCAGUUUUGGUGUAUAGAUCAGUCUCACUGCUCAAUUAUCUGUUAUUUAGGAGCUAAAUCGCCUUGUUUAUGCAGUCUUGGGCAUAUAUUCCUGCAUGUGAUUUACACAGCCUUCUUAAACACUUCCUGUAAGGAGUCGUGUAAUGUUGGCACUUCCUGUAUUGUAAAUUCUAUUUAACUUUGAAUUUCUUAUCUCAUCUUUAAUAGCUUGAUAGACCUUGCAGGAUCAUCCUGUAUGAUGACAAAUUAGAGUGCAGGAUAUAAAAAAAAACUUAUGUUAAAAAGUUUCAUCUGUUUAAAAGUUAAACCAUUUUUUUUUUUUUUUUCAUGCAGACUUUUUGUUACAGCCAGAGGACAUGUGGAUUGGCUGCAUUAGCAGAAACAAAAGUGAUUUAACUCCUAUAUGGUAGUGAAUUGAGCAGUGCAACUUCAGAGGCAUGUUCUAUACACAAAAACUGCUUCAUUAAACUAAAGUUGUUUUGGUGGCUAUGGUGUCCCUUUAAUGGUCGUGGAGACGGCAGUGUUAAGCAAAAUAAUGAUGCACCGCUACAAUUUCAGUAACUAAAAAUUGUGCCCAUAUGAGCUAGCCUAGGUGUGGGAUUAAUUCUUACCCAUGCUGUAGAGAUGUCAGGCAGCAGCUUUGUGGUUCCUGGAGGUAUCAGAUCCAGAUCCACUGCACUUAAUUUAAACAGCUUUGCUAUGGCUCACUCUAUCUGAAUGGGUGAUGACACUUCCAUUAUAGUCCUAGUGACAAGGAUAGGAAGAUGGUACAAAUGCACAGUAAACCUCCAUGCAUACAGUACCGCAUAUGCAGACAGUCCACAUAAAUAAGGCACUGUAGUCAUACCCUGUAUAGAAAAAACAGGGAAGGCAAGAAAGGGGGAGGGGUGGCCCUGUAUGUGAAGGAUAGCAUAAAUUCUAGCCUAAUAAAAGUUAGUGAGGCGAACAUAGAGUCCGUUUCGGUUACGUUAGAAUUUGGUAAUCACACAGUAACUUGUGUAGGUGUGAUUUAUAGGCCCCCAGGACAAAUUGAAGAGUUAGAUAAUCUACUAGUUGAGGAAAUAGCUAAAAUGACAAUGAAGGGGAAGUUAUCAUCAUGGGUGACUUUAAUCUUCCUGAUGUGAAUUGGAAAACAAAAAUAGCUGCUUGUGCCAGGAGCACACAUAUUCUAAACUCCCUACUGGGAUUGUCUCUAAAACAAGUCGUUGAGGAGCCAACUGGUAAAGAGGCCAUACUAGAUUUAGUGUUAACAAAUGGAGAUUUGGUAUCAGAUAUUACUGUAGGUGAAAGUUUAGGAUCCAGUGAUCAUCAGUCAGUGUGGUUUAAUAUAAGAACAGUGACUGAGUCACACCACACAAAAACAAAAGUUUUAGACUUUAGAAAAACAGACUUUUUUCUAAAAUUAGAAUAUGUGUAGACGAGUCAUUAUCAGCCUGGAUCAAUUUAAAUGGAGUCCAAGAGAAAUGGGAUUAUUUAAAAGUUGCACUACUGAAAGCAACAGAAAAUUGCAUUAGGCUUGUCAGUAAAAGCAAAAAAAUUCAAGAAACCACUGUGGUACUCCGCAGAUGUGGCCAAAAUAGUAAAAACCAAAACGUUAGCAUUUAGUAAUUAUAAAAAAAAAACAGAGUGAGGAAGACAGAAUGAUCUAUAAGAUUAGGCAGAAAGAGGCUAAGCAAGUUAUAAGAGCUUCCAAAUCACAGACAGAAGAGAAAAUAGCACAUUUUUUAGAUACAUAAAUGAGAAAAGGAAAGUAAAACAAGGAUUAGUUAGAUUAAAAACAAAAAAAGGAAGGUAUGUAGAAGAGGAUAAAGGUCUAGCUGACUGCCUCAAUGAAUAUUUUUGUUCGGUAUUUACAGAUGAAAAUGAAGGAAAGGGACCUUAGUUAAGAAAAAGGAUAAAUGAGUCAUUUAUUACACGUGAGUUUACAGAGGAAGAGGUUCUAUUUCAACUGUCAAACAUAAAGACAAAUAAGUCAAUGGGACCUGAUGGAAUACACCCAAAGCUAUUAAAAGAGCUUAGUGGUGUACUAGCAAAACCAUUAACAGAUUUAUUUAACCAAUCAUUGUUAACAGGAGUAGUCCCAGAAGAUUGGAAGUUAGCGAAUGUUGUGACAUUCACAAGAAAGGUAAUAGGGAGGAGUCGGACAACUAUAGGCCAGUAAGCCUUACUUCAGUAGUGGGGAAAGUGAUGGAAACCAUGUUAAAGGAUAGGAUUGUUGAACAUCUAAAAACACAUGGAUUUCAAGAUCAGAGACAACAUGGGUUUACUUCAGGGAGAUCAUGCCAAACUAAUUUUAUUGAUUUUUCUGAUUGGGUAACUAAAAUAAUAGAUCAGGGUGGUGCAGUAGACAUUGCUUACCUAGAUUUCAGUAAGGUUUUUGACACUGUUGCACAUAGAAGGCUUAACAAUAAACUGCAAUCUUUAAGUUUGGAUUCCAAUAUUGUUGAAUGGGUAAGGCAGUGGCUGAGUGACAGGCAACAGAGGGUUGUAGUCACUGGAGUAUAUUCGAAGCUUAGGCUUGUCACCAGUGGGGUAUCUCAGGGAUCUGUACUUGGACCCAUUCUCUUUAAUAUUUUUAUUAGUGAUAUUGCAGAAGGUCUUGAUGGUAAGGUAUGUCUUUUUGCUGAUGAUACUAAGAUAUGUAACAGGGUUGAUAUUCCAGGAGGGAUAAGCCAAAUGGCAAAUGAUUUAGAUAAACUAGAAAAAUGGUCAGAGUUGUGGCAACUGACAUUUAAUGUGGAUAAGUGCAAGAUAAUGCAUCUUGGAUGUAAAAACCCAAGGACAGAGUACAAAAUAUUUGAGAGUACUAACCUCAACAUCUGAGGAAAGGGAUUUAGGGGUGAUUAUUUCUGAUGACUUAAAGGUAGGCAGACAAUGUAAUAGAGCAGCAGGAAAUGCUAGCAGAAUGCUUGGUUGUUUAGGGAGAGGUAUUAGCAAUAGAAAGAGUGAAGUGCUCAUGCCAUUGUACAGAACACUGGUGAGACCUCACUUGGAGUAUUGUACACAGUACUGGAGACCGUAUCUUCAGAAGGAUAUUGAUACCUUAGAGAGAGUUCAGAGAAGGGCUGCUAAACUGGUUCAUGUAUUGCAGGAUAAAACUUAAAGUAGUGGUUUUGGUGCUAAGAGCCUGUUCCUGCAGUCUCUCAUUUGUAAACACUGUAUUUUCUGUGAAAGGCAGUCUUUACAUUUGUUCCUAGAUGCACCUCUAGUGGCUUUCUGUCCUCCAGCCACUGAAGAUGUCCUAUUUAGUGUAAUGCAUCUCUGCAUAAUCUGAUUUAUGCAGAACGGCAAUUGCUGUUCAUGCAAAGUAGGCCUCCUAAAGCAUCUCUGUGGAGAAGCUUUGUAAUGGCUGAGAUCAUUGGUAAUGAUUAUAUCUGCCAGUGGCGGUGGUAUGGAAUAAAAUGGGUGAAAUACAUUUUUGUAUUUGAAACAUUGGUUUCCAUAUAACAAGUCACAUAUGAUGGCAUUUGCAAUUGUCUGGGAGAAUCUAGAUUUUAAAGUGUCAAUAGAGGGAUUAUAUUCUGCAAAUGUGGAAAAAAACAUGGUUUGUAAAUAACAACUUUUUAUUUUUCAUUUUUCUUAAAGUCCCAUCUCAAGUGACUCUAUUUAAACUUUGUUUUUAAGUGUGUGUGUGUGUAUAUAUAUAUAAAAAUAUUGCCAGAGAUAGCACUCCAAGGACUAAUAUAAAAUAUAACUUUUAUUACCUCCACUAAAACAACACAAGGUCAACGUUUCAGCUUGAUCCCCUCAAGCUGGUGUCCUGAUGAAAGCUUGAGGGGAUCAAGUUGAAACGUUGACCUUGUGUUGUUUUAGUGGAGGCAAUAAAGGUUAUAUUUUAUAUUAGUCCUUGGAGUGCUAUCUCUGGCAAUAUUUUUGUAUUUUUGGCUGACAAGCACCGGGCAUUGAAUAUUGGAUAUUGGAUUGGUGGAGUGCAAAAUUCUUUAUAAUAUAUUUUGCACUCCACCAAUCCAAUAUUCAAUGCCCGGUGCUUGUCAGCCAAAAAUACAAAAAUAUUGCCAGAGAUAGCACUCCAAGGACUAAUAUAAAAUAUAACCUUUAUUGCCUCCACUAAAACAACACAAGGUCAACGUUUCAACUUGAUCCCCUCAAGCUUUCAUCAGGACACCAGCUUGAGGGGAUCAAGCUGAAACGUUGACCUUGUGUUGUUUUAGUGGAGGUAAUAAAAGUUAUAUUUUAUAUUAGUCCUUGGAGUGCUAUCUCUGGCAAUAUUUUUAUAUAUAUAUAUAUAUAUAUAUAUAUAUAUAUAUAUAUAUAUAUAUACACACACAAAUCAUUUUUUUAUUUAAUUUUUUGUGUGUAAAUCUGUUAUUUAUUCUUGUAGUCAGCAAUGAUGAUGUUUGAGUUGGCCUGGAUUAUGUCCAAGGAUUCAAAUGACAUGUUGUGGUAAGUGGCAGAAAACAACAACCCUCCCUAUCCCCCUCUCUUACUCACCUUGCCAUUUCACUUACCCUUUCUAGCUCAUAUUGAUGAUCUCCGCGUUGCUGUCCUGCUUCCAAGGCUGGGAUCAUCAAGACUAUAGGAGAGCAAUUGGAGGCUGGUGCGCAUGCGAGGCAAAAUGCCAUGCUGCCCCAAUCGGUCUCUGAGAACAUCCGACUGAAAUAGCAGUUUCACUCGAAAGUGACAGCAACUAGAGGAAUUCAAAGCCUGCAAUGUAAACAUUGCCUUUCCUGCAAAAUGGCAAUUAUUUUACUAGCAGGAUUAAAUGGACACUGUAGGCACUUAACAAUUUCACUGUAUAAUUUUACUACUUGGCUUUCACACCAUAAUAUACUGUGAUGUCAUGCACAGUGCAGUAACAGUCUGCCAUAUAGAUUAAUUGAAUACAUUGAUACUCUGUGGAGGAAUGCUCUAUGAGCAUUGGCUUGGCCCAGGAUGAGGCUACCUAAGGAGGAUGUGGCAGGGCCAAAGAAGACUCUGCACUUGGGAAAAGGUAAGUCAUUUGUUUGUUUUAUUUUCACAUGGUGAUAAGAGGCGUCAGGGCUGUAGCGUUGGGAAUACAAAUAUGUAUUCCUAACUGUAGUGUUCAUUUAAAACUACAUGGACAUGGCACCCAGUCCAUUUCAUUGAGAUAAAAUUUCCUGGGUGCCUAUCGUGUUCCUUAUGUUUCUUAAAUAACUAUUUUGUUUCAGAUUUAAGAUUUUUCUGCUUUUAUUUUUUACUUUUGCCUUCUGUAUUUGAAUUAGUUAUUUGGUAUGGUUCAGUUAAGCUGGCAAGGCAGUAUGACCGAUAUAUAUUUUUAUCUCCUCUAGGUGGUCAAUUAUAGGGCUGACUGAUCAGUGGGUUCAAGACAAAAUCACUCAGUAAGUAUGCUAGAUAUAAAGAGCCUACUUUAAAAACCCGUUUAGGAGAGAGUGCUAGGUGAAUGCAAAUGAGGUAAUGCUAAAAAUGUGAGCUAUUUGUUUUCAGCUUCUUUUUUUUUUUUUUUAAUUUAUUUUUGUGUGCAAACAGUGAAAAAUCAAACCGGUUAUGAUGCCAGUGUUGUGGCACUCAUUAAACAUGCCCAUUUUGUUUUUCUUUUUUUGAAGCAAGCAUUAUAAGUGACAUACGCAUGUACAUAAACAAUGCAAUUUCUAGAGACAUUUUAGUAAUGCUAUACAAGAGAUAAACAUUAAAAUAAUCUCAAAGCAUAUGUUAGGGGCAAGUUAUCCUGCUGACUAGAGGUUGUUGAUGUUAAGCCUAAACCAUGAAACAUAAGUCAGCUGGUUGUGGCUUGUACUAAGCUGACACCUCCGUCACUCUAUGGUAAGUGGUCUGUGGUGUCGGGGUGCGUAGGAGGAGAGGGAGAUAUGAGGCUCUGGCUUAGGACCGGCUACGGCCUUUACGGGUCUGACCUGUGGUUUGGCUCGGUGGGCCUGUUAAUUGAAGGGAUAAAAAUGGUUCGUAGAGCGAAGUCUGACCAACUUCGAACCGCAACUUGGGUGCUGUGUAUUUAGGGAUGAAGGUGCUGGUCUUCUACUGUCCACUGUUGGUACUUGCAGUGGCGGGUGCUGCUGGUAUAGCUCUCUUCGGGGUGAAUGGCUUUAUCUUUGCCAUGUCACAGUGGUGGGCCGCCGGUGUCGUCGGUUGGGUGCUGGGCUGGAGUAGGACGUCCCCUGGAAGGCCUUGUUUGGUUAGGAGUGUGGGGCUUCGGAAAUGUCCGAGGUUGUGUUUACCACCCUGUCUUACUUGCAGUGUGCGUGGGGAUCUCCAGCGGUAUUCUAUGCCAUGGUUGCGGAGCAGGGCUGUGAGGGGUUUCAUCAUUCUGCGCCAGUGUAGUGUCUCACCGGAUAAGUCUACGAAGAAGGAUAAUGCCAUGUUCUUAAAGUUGUGUGGUAGUCCCCUUCAGUGCAGUCUGAACCAAUGUCUUGUCUGCUCCACUGCGGAACUUCACUAUCAGGUCCCUUUGCGCUGUCGGGUUCUCCCCUAGGUUUCGGCACCCGGAAGGCGCUGUCCAGGUGUACAGUUCUGGACGGCUUGAGCUCCAGUAGUUGGCCUAGUAGUCUCCGGAGUAGAUGUGGGAGCUCUGCUUCGGGUACACCUAUCCGGAUUUUCAAGUUGGUGCGGCGUCGCGUGUCUUCUAGCUGGGCGAAUUGAAUGUCGGAGGCAGCUUGUUUUUUGGUUAAUGUUUGGAUGUCCCGCUGGAGUUGCGCUAUAGAUUGGGUGUGCUGCUCUGAGACAAUUUACACUGUGGCAAUGCGGUCUACCAGGCCCGUGAUGUCAGUGCACAGCAGGGCCACAUCCGCCUGUAUGGUUUUCUGGAGGGCACCUAGCAUGUUCUGGAGCAUAUCUGCAGUCACCGAUCUAGAGUCUCCGGUCUUGGGCUUAGGUGGAGGUUGUAAUGCCAGUACAUGGCUGCCAUCUUCAUCGUCCAAGGACAGCUCCUCCGAGUUUUCUGAAAAGUAAUCCAGGUCUGCGGCCAUCUUGGGCCCAUGCUUGGCGGAGAUCGACAAUAUUCAUGCCUGGUUUGGGUCUGUUGAGUCUCUACUUUUUAGUCUUCCUACCCAUGUUUGUCAGGGGCUGUGGAACUUCGUUAAGGAGGCUUGAAAAUAGUUUAUCGCCGGAUUUGGUUAUCUUGGCCCGGAGCACAGCGAUCGUGCGUCCACUCAGGUCAGUUGCUUGGCUCCGCCUCCUGUUUUCAGCUUUUAUAUUCCAUUUAUGCUCAGUCUUAAAGGGAAUCAAAGCAAAAAUCUGCUAAUUAACCAUUUUGUUUGUAUAAAGUGAUAAUCCCCUAGAUGUGUAGUAGUAGUACCAAGCAAUGAGUAGUUGCCCUAACUUGUGUGCUGGUCAAGUAGCCUAGAAAACACAAGUUGGUCCCCUCUUUUGUUGUCCCCUGCAUAUUGUUCCAGAAUAUUUUUAUAUAUGGGGAACUUGUACCAGACCCAAUCAUAGGAGGUUCAAGUUCACCCUGUCUCACUUAAAGGGACACUAGAAGCACCCAAAUCACUAUAUCUUGAGGUCUAUCUCACUUCUUAAAUAAUAGAUUCCACAGGUGGUGGUUCAUCCUCAAAAAGGGGAACCAAACAACCCGUGGAAUCAAAACACCUUAACGGACACUCCAGAGGUGUCCUGGGGCUUAACCCCUAAAACUAUAUAAAGAAAACUCAAGUUACUGGAUACAAAGAUCCAGAGAUUCGAGUAUAAACUGGAACUGUGAUGGCAAAAGUUCGAUCUGUAAACUUGUAAAAAAUUACUAAAGUACAUGGCAUAUAUCCAUCCCAAGCGUCAAAACAAUCCAGAAGUGAAAUAAUACAAAUGAAGCCUAUAGGCUAUCCUCCUAGGUCACUAAACCGUGAAUAUAAUAGAAAACAGACACCUGACUUUAUUAUUUAUAAGAUAGGUCAACGUCUGUAUAUAGUAAUUAAACUGUAUCAAUCAGAUCACGGAUGCCAGUCCUAAUGGCCAAAGAAGACCUUAUACCUAAUAGAUCAAUCACUUGUCACAGUAGCUCUGUAAUAACAAUGAGCUACCUAUAUGAGAAGGACGAUCUCUGAAUUGUGUCUAUCCACUAGAUAUUGAGUAACAAUGUAAUAACACUGUAGUAAAAUAAAUACUGUACAGAAACAGUAACUAGACAGGUCACAGACAAUAUCAGUGUGUGAAAUAGUAACAAAUGAAGGGACUAGUAAUGAAGAUAUAUAGAAAAAACUUCUUAUUGCUAAUGCAUCCCCUUCAGAUAUUCCUAAAUAAGAAGGUAUAGGACUGGAAAGGAGGUUAGAAAAAUUUAACUAUAUAGUGCUAAUGUGCAGAACCAUACUUAGAAUGUUGGUUGCCUGCACAUUUUAUUCCUGGCUACUAUACAGUCUCAAAGGCAACGUAACCAAUCUGGCGAAUUUCAACUUCAAAUGUAACGUGCUAUAUUUGACACUGUAACUUCCCAAAACGCCAUAAAACCUGUACAUAGGAGGUACUGUCUUACAUGUGAGACUUUGCUGAAUACAAAUGUGUAUUUUAUUGCAGUAAAAGCAAACAGUAUUAUGACAUUGACAGUUAAAAUGUCAUGUAGAACUAAAAGAAUUUUUAAAAAAAAUCUUUUCUCCCAUUUUUUUUCAUAUUAAAUUAUGUUUCAUAGCUAAAUAUUUGAUAUUGAACGAAAGCCCUGUUUCCCCUGAAUAAAAUGAUAUAUAAUAAGGGUGGGUGCAUUGUAACAAAAUCCCUUACUAAACAGACCAUGCGAACCAGCCUGUUCGGUUAUUUGGAUGAUUACUGCGGGAUUUCGUGAAAAUAGCGAGAAAAGCGAAUGAACUACCGAACCACCGACCUCCCACCGAGGGCGUGUGGCGCCUAUUAACCACCCAGACUGUUGCGGUUAACCACAGACUAAUUGGGGAAUAGCUGGUGGUCCGCGUUCGUUUACCGAACACGUGGCAAUCGCCAUUUUGUAUUGUCGAACGCUCAGCGGUAAAUGGCGAGGAUUCCCUGGAACUAAUUUCGGCUACUUAUUUUGUCGAACACCGCUGCUACCUCUUCAAAUCCUCGUUUGUACGGUGGAAAAACACACGAAUGAAGGGGAUACUACUUCAUUCGUGCGCUGGAAGUAUGCGAAAGUGACCGACCCCAGAAAGCUACAGUAUGGAACUUGUAGUCGGCUACAAACACACGAACGGCCGGCGAAAGUCAAACUUCAGUCGACGUUUCUGAGAACUGUGUUCGUGGGAUCUGAGCGCUAUUCACCUAGAAUAUGCACUCAGAUCCAAGCUAUCUGGGGAUAUGUGGGACUUAAAGUUUAUGUAAAAGGAAAGUUAUAGAUUCUUAUGCUGUUUCGCUAAAAUAAGUAAAGCCAUGUUUCUUUCUACCUGGAGAUAAUUAAGGCUCUCUUUGCUACCUUAAGUUAAUUACUGUGAUACUUUUGUCCCAGUCUUCCAUCUGGUCCCCUAGGGGAGUGUCCACCAGGUGGGAGACCUGCAUAAAUACCGGGCGGGUAGCUCACAGUAGAUCAGAUCGUUUUACCCCUUCUUGAAGUCUCGACUCAUGUUUGGGGGAUUGGGAGUUAUAAUCACUUUGUUUCAGCUGGAUUUCGGGAGAAGCUGCAAGGAUCAUUGCUGCACGAAUAGAAGGAUGCUUUACAUGCAUUUACUAUGAAAGAGGUGAAUUAUGGUUGGACAGACAUGUAGCGCAAAUGCCAGGUUUUGUUUACAUUUUGUUUUGUUCACAACGUGUACAUUUGGCUCCGUCCUUAAUGUAAACACUGCAGUGUUUACAUUACAGCCUAGGAGUGGCCACUCCUCAGACGACCACUAGAGGUGCGGCAUUGGAGCCCCACAGUGCCCUGGAAAAGACUAAGUAAAUCACGGUUCUAACCUGAGUUAAGGGGUGCCAACCACCUAAAUGGUGGUUUUAGAACUAUAAAAUCUGUACAUAGGGGGUACUGUUUUACACGUGAGACUUUGCUGAAUAAAAAUGUGUAUUUUAUUGCAGUAAAAGCAAACUGUAUUAUGACAUUGACAGUUAAAAUGUCAUGUAGAGCCCCGGCUCCUGAUCAAAUCGUCCGCACAUCUAGAGCAAAUUCACAAAACACUUUAUAGAUGGUACAUGGUACCGUGCAGGCUACACAAACUAUUCCCUAAUACUUCCAACAUGUGCUGGCGCUGCAAUGGGGCCGAGGGCACUGUCCUGGUAUGCAGCGGGUCAUUGAGGACCUGGACACACAAAGUUAGUUUGAAACGGGCUUAAAAACGCUGUUCCCCCCAUCCAACACCGCCCAAGCAGCGUGGGAGGUGUGGAACUCAUGGAGAUCGGGUGAUAGAGGAAGGUAAAUGUAACUUACCAAUGAUACUGUAUGUACAAGAUGCAUAAGAGUAGAUGCGCCUCACGCAUCAGUGGGAAGCAGCGCACAGAUGUGUGGGACUAGAGAGAGCGAGGAUUGGACCUAUUAUGUUAGUUCCCAUACGGGAUCGUGUCGUGAGCAUAACCUUCCAUUCUGACACACAGCAGGUGCAAGACGCUGUUUCUGGUCGCUAGUUGACUACGAGCGGUAUACGUUACCUGACUAUUCAUGGCCAACUGUAUGAGAGUUGUUAACAUGCAUUGAUGAAAUCUGUUCACCCUUCCCCCCCUGCCCUCCCUCCCUCUUCCUUUCUGUACCCUUACCCGUACAAAACAAUAAAAAUUGUCAAAUUUAAAAAAAAGUCAUGUAGAACUUAAAAAAUCUAAUUUUCUCCCAUUUUUUUUCAUAUUAAAUUAUGUUUCAUAGCUAAAUAUUUGAUAUUAAAUGAAACCCAUGUUUUCCCCUGAAUAAAAUGAUAUAUAAUAAGGGUGGGUGCAUUUACUAUGAAAGAGUUGAAUUACGGUUGGACAGACAUGUAGUGCAAAUGCCAGGUUUUGUUUACAUUUUGUUUCGUUCACAACGUGUACAUUUGGCUCCGUCCUUAAGGGGUUAAUGUUCCAAACACAAAUAAUUUUUUUCAAAAUUGGCAGAGUUUGGAUGCAAAUGUUUGUUUUGCAGAAUGAAAUAUGUGACAGAUGUGGGGACUUUACAACGUCAUGUAUCCCGGCACAACCACCGCAAUGAGGAUGAGGAGAACUCCCUCUCGAUUGACUGCAUGAGGAUUGCCUUUGAAUAUGAGUAUCCUUUUGCUUGAAUCUGAAUGAGACCAUUGUUUAACAAGGGAUGCAUGUUCCUUUAACAGAGAACUGUUGAAUUUUCUAUAUUCAGGUUCAGGUAAUUUUAUAGCCAAUACAGUUUUUCUUUUAAUUAAUAUUUUAGAGUAGCACUUAUUCUUGAAAUAAUCUGUGUUAAUCUUGACAGCAGAUUUUGAUUCAAUCAUUUUUUUUCUUAUAGUUUUUGUCAUGAUCACUUUAUUUUUAUUUUGUUAUUGUAUUUUUUUAUCACUGAAAACAUGGUGUUGACAAAAACUAUGGCGAAAACAUUUUGUCAAUUAAAUUAACACUGCUUUCUUAGUGGGCACAGCAGCAACCUUUUACUGCAUAAUGCUGCAGUUAAAAGCAGCUCUGUACAGGGACACAGGACCUCCUUCAUAACCUAUGCAGUCAAUUUUUAUUAUGCUUUGUGUAUCUGUUAAUGUGAAAAACUAAAUCUGAACAUGAAUAUUCGUUUACAUGAGAGGUUGUUAACUUUUUCUGUUCUCACUAAAAUGACUACCUUAACUAAAUGGUUUAGUCUACGUCUUUCGUUGUAUCAGCAUUGGUCAUUGUAUGAAAGUAUUUGCAACUCCUGCUAUACAUCUGCCAGUCUUAAACUAUGGUCUGUGCAAGGGCAAAAAAAGCUUCAAGAAUUUCUUGCUGACAUGGGGUAAGUGUUCUCCACUUGGGGCUUGUGAAAUGAUAAUAAAACAAAACGAAUUCUAGUAAAGUUGUUGUUGUUUUCCCCAGGCUACCUUUGAAACAAGUGAAGCAGAAGUUUCAUUCAAUGGAUGUAUCAUUAAAGGAAAAUCUUCGGGAAAUGAUAGAGGAGUCUGCUAAUAAAUUUGGGUAAGUAAACCCUGGAAGUAUAGCUUUACAUUAAAGGAACGCUAUAGUCACCAGAACAACUACAGCUUAUUAUAUUUGUUCUUGUAAGUAGAAUCAGUCCAUUAAUGCUUUUUGCCGUAAACACUAUUUUCAUAGAAAAUGCAGUGUUUACAUUACAGCCUAGGGAUACCUCCACUGGUGGCCACUAAUAUGGCUACUAGAGGUCCUUCCUGGGGAAGUACUAGUAUUCAGUGUCUCCACCCUCUGUGUGGAGACACUGAAUUUUCCUUGUAGUUGCACUGAUUCAAUGCAUCUCUAUGAGGAGGUGCUGAUUGGCCAGGGCUGUGUUUGGAUUGUGCUGGCUCCGCUCCUGAUAUGCCACCUUGACAAGCUCAGCCAAGCCAAUGCUUUCAAUUGGCUUCAAAGCAUUGCAAUUGGCUUUGAUCAAUACUUUUAAUGGUUUCAGUCAGGCAGCAGGCAGGAAGAUCGGAGGCAUAGCAGACUGGAAUAAAAGUAAGAUUUUACUAUAUUUAGGGGGACCGAGAGGGCUAGAUCGUGUUUUUUAACACUAUAGAAUACGAAAUACAUGUUUGUGUUUCUGUAAAUUAAUGUGAAUAUUGUUUUUUUUGUUUUUCUAUUUGUGAAAAUGUAUAGCAUAGCUAUAUGAACCAUAGCUUGUCUUUUUUUUUUAUUUAAUUUUUUUUGCAGUGCAUAAGAAUAUUACAUACAGGCUUGAGGUACCCCAGUGGCAUUCCUCAGGCGUAGCAUCGUGUAUUACAUUUAGGGUAAUAGGACAAUCACAAUUUUAUAGGAUAAUAUAAACAAGUGUAAGUAGAUAUGUCAGCGGUUUAAUAUUAGCAUGCAUGAAAAUAAACAGUUUAUGCACACUGACAACAGGGUAACUAGAGUGAUGUGAGGUAAUCUAUGGUAGUUUGUAGUCAAUUAACGAGGAGUAGUGUGUGCGGACCUCCAGCGUUGCUCAUUUUCCCCAUAGGAAAGCAUUGUAAUGCAUUUUCAAUGCUUUCCUAUGGGGAGCACGAAUGCGCAUGCGCGGCUGUCUCGCCCACUGGCCGCCGCAGUCAGGAGGAGCGACGCGGAGGAGGAAGCAGCGACGAGGAGCAUCGUCGCUGCCUCAGGUAAGUUACUGAAGGGGUUUUCACCCCUUCAGCAACCGGGGAUUGGGGGGUGGGAGGGAGAGGGAACCUGCAGUGCCAGGAAAACAGAUUGUUUUCCUGGCACUGGAGUUUCCCUUUAAACUAUACGCACUGCAAAAAUAAAGAAUAAAUAUAUAUAUCUAUCUACAGACAGGCAUAGGAGUAACAAUGUUAUCUGUCAAGGCAUCAAUGCUUCCAAAUUGUCCUUUACAGAGUUCUCAGUCACAUUUACUAUUAUGUCUUAAACAGAAUGAAAGAUGUAAGAGUACAGACAUUCAGUGUACAGUUUGGAUUCAAGAAUAAGUUCCUAGCAAAUGACAUUGUAUUAGCGGUAAUGUCUCUCCUAGAGAAUACAGAACGAGAUGAGAAUGGAACAGACAACUUCAUCAAGGCUUUAGACAGCCUAUCCAGGUACUUAAAUUAAAGAUCCUUUUAUUUAUUUGGCAAUCUUUUCCCUCAAGAAGCAGGGCACAGUUUUGCAUCAAGAAACAGUUGAUUUGUAUUAAAAAUAAAUAAAUAAAGCAAUUACCCUUAAAGGGACACUCAACCCGUAAAUCACUUUAGCUUGCUGAAAAGCUUUAUGUGUGAAGUGAGUCCCCUUUUUUCCAUUUUGGAAAUAGUCCUGAUUUCAAUAGAAAUUGACACUUUUUUUGUAAAAGAGUCUGGUUACACCUCCUGGUCUGUCAAGCAUCCAGCAGGUCCUUUUACUUCCUGGUUUAGUUAGCUCAGUGGAGUGAAACUCAAAAGGCAGCAAUUACUUAGAGCACUUGCAAAGACUUCUCAUUGAGCUGCAUGGGGAACUCUGUGAUUGGAUAGCCACAGAAAGUCUGGGCGGGGUUAGAAGGGGAGGGUUUGCAAAGAAAGCUAUGAAGAGAACUGCAGGUUUUGCAAACUGUUUUUAGGUUUAACUAAUGGGGAAAAAAAGCAUAGUUAAAUACACGCAAGUUUAAAGUUUUGGGUAUAUCUACCCAACUGAGUUUUAUUUAUAUUGUAUUUGGGCAGUGGAGUGUCAUUUUAAGUUCAUCUAUGUUGCCAAGAAACUGAAGGAAUCAUGCCCUUGCUUUACUCUGAUCCUGAAGAAAAUCUGGUUAUGGUUUUGUUUUUAUUGGACAUGUGUGUACAUGUUUUUUGGUUUGUUUUUUUCUUCUUCUCCAAGCAAAGUUACAGACAACUACGUUUUUAUAAUUGCAUGUCGUCUUUAUUCCAGGAGCAACCUGGACACGCUGUAUUUUGGUCUGGAACAGGCCAAAAAGCUGUUGCGUGCUGUUCAGCAGAUUGUGGCCAGCUGCAUCUGCACUAAUCUCAUUUUAUCCCAGGGCCCUUUCCUAUAUUGCUAUCUGAUGGAGGUCAGUAUUCUGCUCUAAUUAUUAUCAAUAAAUAGUUAAUGCCUGAAUUGAAGGGACAUGUAUGUAUUCUUUUCAGAAUACGCACAUGUCAGUCACUCUGCAAUUGAAGCCUUUUUUUUUUUCCACCUUUUUAAAUAUUUGAUUGUUAAAAUAAUUUGCGUCUUGGCUGCAAUGGGAAUGACAAUAACCCUGAAAAUGAAUACAAGGUAUUAUUCUGAGACGGCAUUGGCAUUUAUUUACAGUGAGGGGGUAAAGUAUUUGAUCCCCUGCUGAUUUUGAACAUUUGCCCAGUGAGAAAGAAAUGAUCGGUCUAUAAUUUUAAUGGUAGGUGUAUUUUUUUAUUUUAUUUUAUUUUUUAACAGUGAGAGAUAGAACAACAACAAAAAAAAUCCUGAAAAAUGCAUGUCAAAAAAGUUAUAAAUUGAUUUGCAUGAUGAGUGAAAUAAGUAUUUGACCCCUUCGACUUAGUACAUGGUGGUAAAAACCCUUGUUGGCAAUCACAUGGGUCAGACGUUUCUUGUAGUUGGGCACCAGGUUUGCACACAUCUCAGAAGGGAUUUUGUCCCACUCCUCUUUGCAGAUCCUCUCCAAGUCAUUAAGGAUUCGAGGCUGAAGUUUGGCAGCUCCCUCCACAGAUUUUUUUAUAGGAUUACAGUCGUGAGACUGGCUAGGCCACUCCAAGACCUUAAUGUUUUUCUUCUUGUGCCACUCCUUUGUUGCCUUGGCUGUGUGUUUAGGGUCGUUGUCAUUCUAUAAUUCCCAUCCACAACCCAUUUUCAAUGCCCUGGCUGAAUCAAGGAGGUUCUCACCCAAGAUUUGACGGUACAUGGCCCCGUCCAUUGUCCCUUUGAUGCAGUGCAGUUGUCCUGUCCCCUUAGCAGAAAAACACCCCCCAAAGCAUGUUUCCACCUCCAUGUUUGGCAGUGGGAAUGAUGUUCUUGGGGUCAUAAGCAGCAUUCCUCUUACUCCAAACACAGCGAGUUGAGUUGGCUAAAGAUCUUGAAUUUUUUUUUUUAUUUUUUUUUUCGUCGCAUCUGACCACAACACUAGUUCUCCUCUGAAUCAUUCAGAUGUUCAUUGGCAAACUUCAAAUGGGCUUUCUUGAGCAGGGGGGACCUUGCGGACACUGCAGAAUUUCAAUCCUUCACGGCGUAGUGUUAUUGUUUUCUUGGUGAUCUUGAAAUCAUUAGAAAAUCCCCCCCCCCCUGUAGUUCUGGGCUGAUUCCUCAAUGUUCUCAUGAUCAUUGAAACUCCACGAGGUGAGAUCUUGCAUGGAGCACCAGACGGAGGGAGACUGAAAGGUUUUUUGUCUUUCUUCCAUUUGCGAAUAAUCCCACCAACUGUUGUCACAUUCUCACGAAGCUGCUUGGUGAUAGUCUUGUAGCCCAUUCUAGCCUUGUGUAGGUCUACAAUCUUGUCCCUGACAUCCUUGGACAGCUCUUUGGUCUUGGUCAUGGUGGAGAGUUUAGAAUCUGAUUUGGUUCUGUGGACAGGUGUAUUUUAUACAGGUAACAAGCUGAGAUUAGGAGCACUCCCUUUAAGAGAGUGCUCCUUAUCUCAGCUCGUUACCUGUAUAAGAGACACCCGGGAGUAAGAAAUCUUUCUGAUUUGAUAGAGGAUCAAAUACUUACUUCACUCAUUGACAUGAAAAUCAAUGUAUAAAUUUUUUGACAUGCAUUUUUCUGUUUUUUGUUUUUGUUAUUCUGUCUCUCACUGUUAAAAUACACCUACUAUUAAAAUUAUAGACUGAUCAUCUCUUUGUCCGUGGACAAACGUUCAAAAUCAGCAGGGAGUCAAAAACUUUUUUCCCUCACUGUAACACCAAAGGGGUUUAUUCACUAAAUAUUGAAUUGACAAUUAAGAAAAAAUUAAAAUUUCCGACCCAGCAAGAAGAACCCUGAUUGUGAAUUUUAUCAUUUUUUUGUUUUUGUUUAUAUUACAUCAAGGGAGUGUUUCUGGGAAUAAUACUAAACUAAAGAGAGAUUCUUUGCUUUAUCCCAUAGUCUGUCACUCUUCUGCAAAAGUAUAGCUCUACAUCUCUUCCUUAAACUCCAUUGCUUUCUGUGGAAGACAAGACAGGAGCUUCUCAUUAAACAUGUGGAAAGAAAUCACAUAAGUACACCAAAACCUCCAAAAAGAAUAUUGUAAAAAUAUCUGCCCUUUAUUAAUAAACAAAUAAUAAAAAAGGAUGUAUGUACAUCGUGAAUGCUUGCUUUCCUGUGGACUGGCUGAAUACGCGCGCGGCUCCUGCCGCACAUGCGCAUUCAGCCGAGGCGGAGGAGAGCUCCCCGACCAGCGCUGGAGAAAGAGGUAAGUUUAACCCCUUCCACCACCUAGAGCCCGGCAGGAGGGGCACCCUGAGGGUGGGGGCACACUCAGGGUACUAUAGUGCCAGGAAAACGAGUAUGUUUUCCUGGCACUUUAGUGGUACUUUAAAGUGUCAGAGAAAUCUCCUCCAAAUGUUUUGUCUAAAAGAAUUUGAGAGAAUUGUAUAUGUGUGAGACCAUGAAAUAGCGUCUCUGGUUCAGAUUUCUCCACUUUACACUCUGUCCUUGCUGCUCCCCUGUCCUUAAACAUCCAUUCCAAAACUCCUUCUCCCUGUUGGGUAUUUGUACGAAACUUUUUAUUGUAGCUGGUUGUACAUGCCUAGAAAUGAUUUAGAAAGUGCCUACAUAUUCGAUUCACUUAUUCCAUUUCUCUAUCCUCCAAUAUGGAUAAAUCACACAACCUGAGCAUAGGUCAGGAUCUCUACAAUUUAUCCUUUCCUAGACUAUUCAGAUAAAUCUGUGCAGACCCUUGUUUUAAUCAAACAAACCUCCCAAUUCAAGCCUUUACUCAUAUUUCGCCAUUAUGUCCUUUUCUAUUCUCCAAAAUAUUACUCCAAGUGACUCCUGAAAUACAACGCACCCAUUAAUCAACAGUGCUUCUAUUUGAGCUGCAGCUUAUAAAAUAUUAAGAGGUAUCGCUGACCAAUCUCAGGUUAAAAAUGCUAUUGCUCAAAUGGUAAACACACUUGCAUCACUUACACUGUCAUUCUAGACAAAAUGUGACCCUUUUUAUCCUGACAAAAUCAGUAGCAUUCCACCAAGAGAUGUCAUUUAAAAACCUACCACAAGAUUAUGCUCUUGCAUCUAUUAAAGUCUGUAUUUUAGUUUUUUUUUUUUUCCCCCUCCCUUUUCUUUUCCUGAGUACAGGGUACUCCGGAUGUCAAGAUGUUUUCCAAACCUGCUUCUCUUUGCCUGCUAUGCAAAUACUUGCUGAAAUCAUUUGUGUGCUCUGUAAGUAAUCCUCUUUGUGAAAAAUUACAAAUAUUUAGGUCUAAAGGCAAAAUAAUACAUUGUGUAAAUGCUCCUUUUGUAGUAAUGUAUUUAGCGAUCAAGAUAUUGCUUUUUGCUUUUGCUCAGUUUAGCCCUCCCAUUGUUAAGUGAGGGUUGUUGUUUUGAAAAAUAAGUGUCUAGCAGUAAAUAUGUGCUAUGUAGUGUAAAAUGUCAGGCCCUCAAUGUCUAACUUCUAGUUAAUAGAAGCGGUUGGGUAUAUACAUAUACUUAAGAGGAGUUGCCACUUCCCCAAUUUUAUACCAUCCAAACUGUGAACUAAAAAAUAGAUAUUAGUUGUGCAAAGUUUAAAAAAAAAAAAUUCUUUUAACAAGCACAUUUUGCCAGUCAACACUGAACCAACGUUUACAGAGAAGAAGUACAAGGAAUUGUUUCUUCUUUGAAAGGGACAGUUCACUUUAAAGGGACACCUUAAGCACCAAAACAACUUUAGAUUAAGUGGUUUUGGUGGAUAAGGCAUGCCCCUGCAAUCUCCCUGCUCAAAUGUAUCCAGUGCAGUUUAAUAUUUCAUGUGUACUUUGUGCUAGCUGUAGGUAGAUAUGAAGAUUUUCUUUUUUUUUAUGUUAGAUGAGGUUUGCAGCAUUGCUCUCUGGUCAUGUUUAGUUUCUAUAUUCUGACUGUUGGGAUUGAGAGUUCACCACAGGGUCUAGCAACCCUUAUGCUGCCAUGGAUUUAAAAAGAUGUUUCUGCUUUCCAUUAUCUCUCUUCAGCCUUGGGAAUACAAAAUGAAAUCACACCACACAGAUGUAGUAUCAAGAAGCAAUAAAAAUUGUAUUGUGUGAUACAUUUUAUAAACAGUUGUGCUCAAACGUUUGCAUACCCUGGCAGAAAUUUGUGAAAUUUUGGCAUUGGUUUUGAAAAUGUGACUGAUCAUGAAUAAUAAAUAAAUUUAAAUUUUAUAUAUAUAUAUAUAUAUAUAUAUAUAUAUAUAUAUAUAUAUAUAUAUAUAUAUAUAUAUAUAUAUAUAUAUAUAUAUAUAUAUAUAUCUCAAAAUACACGUAGAACGAAAUAUAAUAUAUAUAUAUAUAGCAAGAUCCAAAUAGAUUAUGGUGGGGAAAAAUUGUGAUUGAAAACCCCUUCCACCUGAAGUAUGUGGAUAGUUAAUACAAUGCUAAACAAAAAUCUGCACACCAGUCAAGCCAUAAGACUUGCUUUUCCCACAGAAAUUCCAAAUCAGCAGUGAUGUUACAACCGCAAAGGAUUCUGGGUGGGCAUAUGCAAAUUAGUUUAACAAAAAAUCACAUUUUUGCCUCAUUCCAUUUUAAACAUGGAUUCCUUUUAAUUUGUGUUUGCAGUAUACAACUGCUUGGAACACAAUUUAGGAUAAGAUGCAAAACCAGUGAACCACUCAUGGACAGCUGUUUCGUUGUUAAUGCAACUCUUCAGCAUGAGGUUGUGAUUCUUUGUUAAACUAAUUUGCAUAUGCCCACCCAGAAUCCUUUGCGGUUGUAACAUCACUGCUGAUUUGGGAUUUCUGUGGGAAAAGCAAGUCUUAUGGCUUGACUGAUGUGCAGAUUUUUGUUUAGCAUUGUAUUAAAAAAAAAAAAAAAAAAAAUAUAUAUAUAUAUAUAUAUAUAUAUAUAUAUAUAUAUAUAUAUAUCUAUAUAUCUCUCUCUCUCUAUAAUCAGCACACUUGCUUAUUCACGAAACAAUGAUUUCGAAUCUCUAAGAUUCGAAAUAAUUGUUUAGUGAAUAAGCGAGUGCACUGGAUUCUGUAUUUUGUAUAUUUUGGCCCCAGCAGCACCCUAUAAUGUAUGCAUGUUCAGGUGAGUGCAGCCCUCUUGGUUUCAUUAAUAUAUUUGGGAGUCCAGGCCAACUCCUUGGUUUUGCACCCCUCCCUGUCAUAGGUGCCUCAUUUCAGGACCCUAUUUAGCCUUGACUUGCAGAGAGUCCCAGUAAGGUAGUAUUUCCCAAGUAAGUUGAUUAAUCUCAUAAGAGCAAGCAUUAGGCUGCUAGAGUAGGACCUGCCAAGAAUGGGGUACAUUGACGUUGUGGCAGGCUUAUGCAAUAUAUGAUCAAAUAAUGCAGCCCUCUUGGGGGGGGGGGAGAUAGAGAUAGAUAGAUAAAAAAAAAUAUAUAAUUUUUUUGGGGUGUCUUUUGGGGUUUUUGUCACUUGCUCUCUCUGUCUCACUUUAGAUAUAAACUUCUUAGAUACCCAUACAACUAAUAUGGAUCACAUUGCCUAUACUAGCCUCUAGUGAUUCUCACGCUUGUGAUGAUACCUUUCGCUAGAGAACUUUUAUAGGUGUAUCCCGAUGUUGCUGUACCUUAAAUGCCAAUAUAGUCAUUACAUCUAGAAUUAAAAUUGUGAAGGAUGACUUGGCAGGAUCUGAUGAACAGCAAUAUCAGAAUAUCUAUAUAUGUGUGAUUAUAUUGUCACUACUUAUAUUCACCUUUUCAAUAUGAUAAACAUAAAAUUGUGGAUUAUAUCCUCAAUUGAGCGGGUAAGGUGUUAAAUACACCAUCCUAGAUGCAACAUGUAACUGAGUAUCUCUAGCUUGUCAGCUAUUUACUUUUUUCCUUAAUAGCUGAGCUGUCAUUUACAAUUAAGCAUUUAGUUAGGGCAGUGAGUGUUUGACUGACAUAUGGUAACAUGAGCACCACAUAUGAUUGGCUUAUUGGUGCUAUUCCCUAACCAAUUAAGGCUAUAUCCAUGUGGGAGUCUCCCUGUAUAUUUAACUUUUCACAUUGGAUGAGACACCCCCACUAAACGGCUGAUCCUAAGUAGGGUCAAUGAACCCUUGGGUAUUUAAGCAGAUCCUGUAAGGAGAGUGCUCACUCUGCCCCUGACGACGGCGUUAUAAUACACUGAAAUGCACAUCGGGCUCGGUUUUAUUUAUUUUAAUAUGCACUUUUGCACUUGUUAGGUAGAACCUUUUUUUUAUUUUGUGUUGGAGUUACACACAUAUGUGUGUGUGUGUGUGUGUGUGUGUGUGUGUGUAUAUAUGUGUGUGUAUAUAUAUGUAUAUAUAUAUAUAUAUAUAUUAUAUAUGUGUGUGUGUGUGUGUGUGUGUGUUCAGGUAGGCACUAGCUUUGUGCGGUGCUGAGGUAUUAGGGACAGAUGCUAGUUUACUGGCUGUGGGGUAUGGUGGGAAUGGAAUAGUGGUUGCUACAAUAGCCUGGAGAUACCUCCCUUCUGCUUUGAUCCUGAUUAAUCUUCAAUUAGUAGACAUCUAGGGUUUUUUUUUUCUCCUACUCCUCCUCUGAAUGUAGGAAUUUAGACCACUUUCCCCUUUUCUUUAUCACCACUUAUUGAUUCUGCUUAAUAGCAAGAUAUCCCUCUAUAGGGAAAUGCCUGUCUGAUCCCUAUGGUGUUUCCCUAUACCUAACAUAUAUACUCUGUUCCUAUUUGUGCCACUUUCACUGUGAAUAGUAGCUCUAGGCCUUUUGGACUAAUAAAGGUUUUUACUAUAUAUCUUGGCAUGUAAGCUACUUAUUUAGCCUAAGUUGUACCUUUUUCUAGACAUUCACUUCCAUUUGGAGUGAACGCCUUGGAUAUUGUCUUCAUUCCUUAUUUUAGUAAUUAGGGUUAUCUCCUAUUUAUCUAGAACAACUAGGUGAUCUUUUUUUACUAGGAGAUAGUCAGUGCCCUUCCCCAACUUAUGGUUUUAGUUGGUAGGAGACACCCUGACCUGUCCCUUGGUCAAUAUCCUUAAAAUAUAUAUAUAUAAUAUGACCUUGUUACAGACACACACAGGUUAAAAUGGCAAUUAAAGGACCACUAUAGUGCCAGCAAAACAUACUCGUUUUCCUGGCACUAUAGUGCCCUGAGGGUGCCCCCUCCCGCCAGGCUCUAGGGGGUGGAAGGGGUUAUACUUACCUCUUUCUCCAGCGCUGGGCUGGGAACUCUCCUCCUCAUCUGAAUGCACAUGCGCAGCAAGAGCCGUGCGCGCAUUCAGCCAGUCUCAUAGAAAAGCAUUCACAAUGCUCUCCUAUGGACGCUGGCGUCUUCUCACUGUGAUUUUCAGGAAGACAGCCACUAGAGGCUGGAUUAACCCUAAUAUAAACAUAGCAGAUUCUCUGUUUAUAGAAAAAAGGGUUAACCCUAGCUGGACCUGGCACCCAGAUCACUUCAUUAAGCUGUAGCUUUUUAAAUUGCAAUUGGUGUCCGUGUAUAAAUAGCUAAUGAGUUUUAGCUCUCACGUGGAUGUACUGAGGAAGCUAGAUACUAAGCCAUGGGGAGCAGAAAAGAACGGUCAAAAGACCUGCGUAACAAGGUAAUUGAACUUUAUAUGGAUUGAAAAGGAUAUAAAAAAAUAUAUACAAAGCCUUGAAAAUGCCAGUCAGUACUGUUCAAUCACGAAUUAAGAAAUGGAAAAUUCGGGGAUCUCUUGAUACCAAGCCAGGGUCAGGUAGACCAAGAAAGAUCUCAGCCACAACAAAAAACUGUGUGGUUGCUUCAAGGAGCACAAUACGACGAUACUUGAACAAAAAUGGGUUGCCAGAAAGAAGCCUUUACUGCACCAAUGCCACAAAAAAGCCCAGUUACAAUAUGCCCGACAACACCAUGACACGCCUCACAUAUUCUGGCACACUGUAAUUUGGAGUGACAAGACAAAAAUAGAGCUCUAUGGUCACAACCAUAAACGCUAUGUUUGGAGAGGGGUCACCAGGGCCUAUAGUGAAAAGAAUACCAUCCCCACUGUGAACCAUGGUGGUGGGUCACUGAUGUUUUGAGGGGGAUGUGAGCUCUAAAGGCACAGGAAGUCUUGUGAAAAUUGGUGGCAAGAUGAAUGCAGCAUGUUAUCAGAAAAUACUGCCAGACAAUUUGCAUCCUUCUGCAUGAAGGCUGUGUCUGGGACGCUCUUGGACUUUCCAGCAUGACAAUGACCCUAAGCAAAAGGCCAAGUUGAAAAGCAGAAAAAGGUGAAGGUUCUGGAGUGGCCAUCAGUCUCCUGGCCUUAAUAUCAUCGAACUCUGGAGAGAUCUCAAACAUGUGGUUCAUGCAAGAUGACCAAAGACUUUGCAUGACCUGGAGUCAUUUUUUUGCCAAUACAAAUGGGCAACUAUGCCACUUGCAAGAAUUAGGGGCCUCAUAGACCACUAUUACCAAAGACUGCACACUGUCAUUGAUACUAAGCUGGGCAAUACACCGUAUUAAAAACUAAGGGUAUGCAGACUUUUGAAAGGGGGUCAUUUAAUUUAUUUUUUUGUCAUGGUUUGUUUUCUGAUUGUGCCAUUCUGUUAUAACCUCCAGUUGAAUAUGAAUCCCAUAAGAAAUAAAAGAAAUGUUUUGCUAGCUCACUCAUGAUUUCUUUAAAAAUGGUGCAUAUAUUACCAAUUCUCCAAUGCUAUGCAAAGGUUUUGAGCACAACUGUGUAUAUGUGUGUGUAAUAUAUAUUACACACACAGUUGUCUGGGGGUAUAUACAUCAACAGCAUUUAUCAACCAAUGGCAAUUAGUACAUGUACAUUUAAAAAAGGUAAGUUGGCCGUUUAAAACCGGAAACCUAAGGCUGUGGUUAAACUGUAAGUUAAAACUUGACAUCGGUCCAAAGGACAUGUCUGACAAAGUAAAAAUAUGAUACUUUUUUUUUUGCUUUAAGUAGCACAACAAAGUGUUCCUGAAGUUCAAGACCGUAGCAUUUACAGAACAUAAGUGCUUAUCACCGUGUAUAGCAUUCUAAACAUGAAUUGUAAAAUUAUCAUUGUCGAACUAAAUGAUCUGUAUCUAUACCCACCGUCAAAUACGUGCAUAAUAAAAAACAAUUUUUUGUUUUAUGAAUAAAGAGCAAUUAAGAAUAGUAGUGUCCCCCGACACCAUCACCGGUAACUUGUAGGUUCCUGAUUCCGCAUCCCUGCUAAAGAGACCAGCGGUGUAGUAGUAUUCCAAAGUAAUAAAUAUAAACACCAGCUCUACCCACCUUUGGUACCUGGAGUACGGCAAGGGACAGGAAUUUACAAAAAGAGGAGGAAAAUGGAAGUAUUGGUAGAAUAUGUGUAACCCUUGCAUUUAGACUGGAGCAGUAGUCAGUGUGUGCAGUGACAGAUUUUCGUAUAGAUGUUUCGCAACAGUGGUGACAUACCAUAAUUCACAUUAAAUUGUUAAGGACAGAAGGUUGAUAUAAUACCGUGAUGUGGUACACAGUACAGGAGAAUACAUGGCUAUUGCUGUAACGGAAAUACCUGUAUGUUUAAAGGGACACUAUAGUCACCCAGACCACUUCAUCUCAAUGAAGUGGUCUGGGUGCCAGGUCCCUCAGGUUUUAACCCUUCAGAUGCAAACAUAGCAGUUUCAGAGAAGCUGCUAUGUUUACAUUUGGGGUUAAUCAGGCCUCUAGUGGCUGUCCGGAAGACAUAUUUUGCCUCCAUCGCGCAGAGCGUCCAUAGGAAAGCAUUAAGAAAUGCUAUCCUGUGGACAUUUUGAAUGCGCACGUGGCACUUGCUGCACAUGCGCAUUCUGCUCCAGUGACGUCAGCAGGGGGAGGAGAGGUCACCAGCACCGAGGGAGCCCACGCUGGAUUAAGGCAAGCUGCUGAUGGGAUUUUAACCUCCUAGCACUAUAGUGUCAGGAAAACAUUUAAUAAUCUCUACCGACAAUGUAUGCAGUUGGUGUGGGUGUAUGUUGUUUAUCCUGUCUGUUGAGUGCGUAGUGGUCUGUUAGGCGUUCGAGACGACGUUGGUUUCCAAAUGAGGUUAAAUGUUCCGCUUCGUAUUUUUUUAAGAGUUGUCGUCCUGGCACAAAUUGUUUCAGGCGUCCCAGGAAGGGGAAAAAUAUGCUUUUUUGCAUAUCCAUUUUUUUCAGGCCUAUUGACCUUGAUGCGUUCACUGAAAUUUGGGUGUGUGCACUGGUGCCAUCUCAUUUUCUGUGGUUUAAAAGUAUUCCAUACAAAUGGGUAGUUCAUUCCUUCUCUGCCCCUGAACAGGUAGUCAUGGGACACCUGUAAUAACCCCUCCUACACUUAUUCCCACUACACAACCAUGUAUAGCUACCUGUAUUUAUGUUUGUCUGGGUUCUCUGAUCUCUUCAGUAAAUUCUGUUGAAUUCCUUAAUGGGAUGAGUACAGCAGAUGUAAGAAAAUUUAACGCAAAGAUUUAUUUAUUUUGUAGAGUAUUCUAUGCUAUUUUAUAAGUGCCAUAAAUAAGCAAAUUACUACAAAUGUACUAAAAAAAAAUAUGUAAUACAGCACAAUGUAAGAUAGGUGUAUACAGUCCUUUUCAUCUAUUUGUAUACUAAUUUGCCUGGUAUGCAAACUUAAGCAUCAAACAGAAAAUAAAUAGCAGGCAAGUGGGUUAAUAUGUACAUGUGCUCAGAAAGGGGUGGAUUUUAGGGGAUGCUAUUAUGCAGUUUCUGGGAAAUUAACAGUUUUUGGGUUUUAUGUAUUUUCUCAUGCUAGACAAAAAACAAGCGCUGUAAACUUCUCCCGCUGGUGCUGGCAGCACCCCUGGAUGUUGAUAUGGGAACAGUUAUCAUGGUCGGAAUCCCUCCUGAAGCUGAGAUUUCAGACAAGAAAAAGUAUGUCUUAUCUUUCUUGUGUGUGUAGAAGUACUUUGUGUACAUGGUGGUUUUGCACAGGUUGUGUUAGGAGAUUCUCUGUCGCUUUACCUCUGCUUAGAAUUGCUCAUAGUUCCUCCUCUGUACACACUUGUGCAGCGUGGAUAUCCCUAUCCUCCCUGUCAUGGAAAAGGGUCUGAUGGUGGUGCUUCUGCAUUGUGUGACGAUUACUGUUAACCGUUCCGUUCAGAAAACUGUUUUGUUGCCAGUAGUUUCUGGGCACGUUCAAAUAUUCUAUUUGUGCUUUGACAAAGAUUGGGGCUUUCCUGGGCAACUAGAGACCACCCUUUCUUCAGCUGCAUUAUGAUAAUCUAAAUUUACACUUCUGCAUUGCCAGUGUCCAUUUCACUCACACAGGACAGACUGAUUGGCUGGGGUUGGGUCAGCCCAGUCCCAUCAUGGUAUUAAUACUGUUCACGUUGUAUGGCAUUUAUAUGUAAAGUGUGAAUUCUGCAUUAUCAAAUAACCUGUAGUGGGGUCAUUCUUAAGGGUGCUAGUGAAAGCCCUGCUCUGUGUAAAACUGCUUUCAAAUGGUUUCACAAAGAAUGCAGGCACAGUGGCCAGAGGUUUGCUUCCCCCUUUUUUUAAGCUGAUUUUGUUUGCUUAGGAAACCUACUUGGGAAAUUUCACAAAGUGCUGAUCAGUGCAAUUCUUAAGGUCAUCUGUGUUGCAACACUGUAUUUACUGAGCUACAUUUUUAUUUAUUUAUUGCAAUCCUUGCUAUUUCCCAAGGACCAUGAACAGUUUUUUGUUUUUUUGUUUUAUUUCUUCAUUUGGAACCUACUAUAACAGAACCAUAUUAAAAUGUUUGUUUUCUAAUACUCCUAGUUUACUGUAUAAAUAACUCUUUCAUUGUAGGCCAAAUUGACAUCUUGACAAAUUCUACUUUCCAGCUUGGCUGCUUAAAAUUGUCAAUUACCCUGGUAGUUCUACAAUAUGUUAUUUAGUAGAUAAACAUAAUUUGCAUUUAUUUAUUUAUUUUGUGGAAACAUUAAAUGGUUAAACCAAAUUCUUUACUGUCCCAAAUUUAUGUAACGAUUCAUAUUUAUGUCCCUGUGUACCGUUUAAAUGGUUACAGCAAGAACCAUGACCACAUGAUUUGACGUGGUCAUGGUGUUUGAAGUAUGUAUGUGUAGUGUUGCAAUUAAAAAAAAUCUAUUUAUAGUUUGAGAUAUAUCACAUUGCUUCUGGAGAUGUAACUCCAACACUGACAGUUAUGAGCUAAUGUUUAUUCUUUACAUAUUGAGUGUCUUCCGUCAGCAUAGCAUGCUGGCAGCAUAUGACCUAUGGUGGCACAUGCCCAAGUCCUCCACUUAGCACACUUUCUAGUAGGUCCCUUCCCCUGCAAUGAGACAAAGGCAUAGGGCAUCUCAGCACCAGUAUACCCUACCUGCGUUCCGUGCUACCUUCUCCAGGGGCUUGUGGAAGAAGUACAAAUUGAGUGAGCACUUACUAAAAGUAAGGGUGAUAAAGACCAGCAACAAAUCACAUUAACCGUAUAAAAAGAAGCAGGUUUGACACUUCUUAAAGUAGUUUCACUAUGUAUUUAGAAGUUCUUAAUGGAACACUAUAGGCACCAGAACAAUUACAGCUUAAUGUAGUGGUUCUAUCCUAUAGAUACUGUACCUACAGCUUCAGCAGUGUAAACAAUGCAUUUUCCAAGAAAAGGAACUGUUUACACUGCUACCAUAGGCCACCUCUGCUGGCUGUCACUUGGACCGCCACUAGAGGGAACUCUGGUUUUGGUUCUGCAAAAGUUGCACAACAGACAUUCAGUGACUUCAUGCAAAACACAAAGACACUGAAUAGGAAUUGAAAAGCUGAAAGUGUGUUUUGCUACUUUCUGCUUUGGAAUAGGGUAGAGAUCUAUGCAGCAACUGCAAAAAGUUACAGAUUUUUAUUUUGCCUUUAACGUUUUGGGUACUUUUAAUACAUUACAAAUAUUUAAUACAUUAAAUUUGUUAAUAUCAGCCUUUUGACACCAAUUACUUUGACAUAAUACAUAAAAAAUGAUGAUCCUGUUUACCAGAAAAAGUGAACACUUUUUAAUCAUUGGUGUAUAUAGCAAGUAACUGACCUAAAUGUUGGCAAAUCAAGAAGCGAACAAAGUAUGCUGCUCAAGCAAAGACUACAAUUUGCAACUACCAUUGUCUGUUAUGGGGGGAAUCCUGCAUGCAUCCAAGAUAAUGGCAUAAUUAAUUCUUUACAUUAUGGUCCUUUUUGUUUAAUUUUAAAUGCAGUUUUUUCGGCCGAGCAUUCGAGAAAGCAGCAGAGAGCACAAGUUCUCGAACAUUACACAAUCAUUUUGAUAUGUCAAGUAAGUAGACUAACAUGCUGACUCCAGACUAACCAUUUGGCCCAUACUUUUCAUCCUUCCAAGCAUAAUGUGAAAUUGUUCUUUGAAGAUAUGUGGGCUUUUAUGUUUUUCUUUUCUACACCCAACCCAAAAAAAAGUGUUUUUUUUUUUCAAUGUAUUGGAAGACCUCCAUUAACAUUAAUGCAUAGAUACAGCUGCUCUGUAGGUGUUCAUCUGAAUAACGCCAGUUUUCAAGGGAUCUGUUGUGGAGCGAGGUCAAACGGCAUGAGCUCUGCUCGGUGUAACCUCUGCACCCUUUAACCCUUUUUCAGCCAGUCUUGUGGGUUUUUAUUUUUCUUCUUGGUGUACUUAUUGUGGGAUCUUGUAGGUAGCAUUGAUGCAUCCUGUGAGUAUAAAAAUAACUGAAAAUGCACUGUAAUUGGUGAAUUGCAUUACAAUGGAAAUUGAUACUUUUUUUGUGUAUUAUCUGUACUUACACAUUUAUCCUCCCCCCCCCCCUUUAAUCCUUAGUUAUAGAGUUAAGAACAGAAGACCGCAGCAAGUUUUUGGAUGCCCUCAUCUCAUUACUAUCCUAAGGUAAGUGAAAGAACCCAUUAAUAGGGUUCAAAAUUGUGGUUAGUGUGGAGAAAGUCCUCUGUUUCCUGUUUGUUUAGGGUGGUUGUAUGUGAAAUGUUUGUGUUUUUGACAGACUGGGUAUAUUCCAAAAGCCCAGCACCUCUGCAGCUCCUCUGAUAAUUCAGAACUUACAUUUACUCAUCCAUUUCACAUAUGCAUCCAAAGCAGUCCGAAGUUUUCCAGCAAUGCUAGGCAGGGAGCACUGAGGUGGGUUAGCUUAUCACUCUGAGACAAUCAUUUCUUUUGGAAGUAUUGGUGCUUAAUGUGCCCCAUUUAGAAUUAAAUAAAUGAACAGACCAAUAUAUAUUCUCAUUAUUAUUUAGAAUAGGUCUUUACAAAUAGAAACAUAUAACAAGAUUUUUGUUUAUGAUAUUCUAAUGUUUUGUCGAUUAAUGUGAAUAACCGUUAAUCAGAUGUAAAGGAAAUACAUGGGGUUUCUUUAUCUGUAUUUAAUUUUCUCUCGUUUUCAGAAAUCUGUGGAUCACUUAUACAGGCUUCCUCUGUGUGUUGUACACUGCCUUCUACUGUAUAUGAGCCCUUUUUAUAUGUUUUUAUGUCAAUUAAAUUAUUAAAACUUGGAUAUUUCAAAUGUGUAUUCAAUAAAAUGUUUCUAUACCUUGUAAACUGAAAUGAUCUUAAAAAUGUAAAUAAAGAAAACUCUUUGCUCA
Pelobates cultripes (western spadefoot toad) is the source of this 39658-nucleotide messenger RNA. The record is from the annotation of a GenBank genome assembly. Lineage: Eukaryota; Metazoa; Chordata; Amphibia; Anura; Pelobatidae.